UAUCCCUUUCUCUAUCUAAUCCAAUUAAUCUCUACACUCUUCACAGUGAUCACCUCUUCCGCCGAGUCAAAUCCCCAAUCCUCUCCAAAUUCCAACCAUGGCUCCAGGUCCAGUUAUUGACGCAGUCACCGAACCCGAGCUCGACCAGCAACUUCCCUCUGUUGACGAAACUACCCUCAAGAAGAAACCCCAACCCGAGGAGGAUGAUGCUCCAAUUAUUGAGGACGUGAAGGAGGAUGACAAAGAUGAAGAUGACGAUGAUGAGGACGAUGAUGACGAGGAUGAUGAUGACAAGGAAGAUGGCGCUCUAGGUGGUGCUGAUGGUUCAAAACAAAGCAGAAGCGAGAAGAAGAGUCGAAAAGCAAUGCUGAAACUCGGACUGAAACCUGUUACCGGCGUUAGUCGGGUCACAAUCAAGAGAACCAAAAAUAUUCAUUUUUUCAUCUCAAAACCCGAUGUAUUCAAGAGUCCAAAUUCUGAGACCUACAUUAUAUUUGGGGAAGCAAAAAUAGAAGACUUGAGCUCUCAGUUGCAGUCGCAAGCUGCUCAGCAGUUUAGGAUGCCAGAUAUGGGAUCUGUAAUGGCAAAACAAGAACAAGGUGCAAUAGCUGGUGCACAGCCUGAGGAGGAAGAGGAGGUUGAUGAUACUGGUGUGGAGCCCCAUGACAUUGAUUUGGUCAUGACACAAGCAGGAGUUUCCCGGACCAAGGCCGUCAAGGCUCUCAAGACUCACAAUGGAGACAUUGUUGGUGCCAUUAUGGAGCUCACUACUUAAUUGGGUUUUGUUUAAUUGAGCUGUGUUCUAUUUGUAUUUUUUUUUGUGGAAUUAUUUUUGAACUAGUAGUAUCUUUUAAGUUACUGUAGCUACAGACCGUAUCACCUUAUCAAGCGUCUAUAUGUCUAGGUUUACAUAUUUGCCUGAUAAUUUUGUUGCGUUUUACGUUUCCUGGAAAAUCAAGGGGUUAUGUCUA
This is a messenger RNA of Vicia villosa (hairy vetch), 971 nucleotides long. Its product is annotated as nascent polypeptide-associated complex subunit alpha-like protein 2. Gene Ontology annotation, biological process: protein targeting to membrane. NCBI's taxonomy places the organism in Eukaryota, Viridiplantae, Streptophyta, Magnoliopsida, Fabales, Fabaceae. The transcript has 4 exons. The coding region runs from base 98 to 775 and encodes 225 amino acids. Gene Ontology annotation, cellular component: cytoplasm; nascent polypeptide-associated complex. The record is from RefSeq and is a predicted model, not a curated record.